This is a messenger RNA of Benincasa hispida (wax gourd), 755 nucleotides long. RefSeq lists its product as uncharacterized. The record is from RefSeq and is a predicted model, not a curated record. NCBI's taxonomy places the organism in Eukaryota, Viridiplantae, Streptophyta, Magnoliopsida, Cucurbitales, Cucurbitaceae. Gene Ontology annotation, cellular component: myosin II complex. Gene Ontology annotation, molecular function: calcium ion binding.
AUAUUAUUCUCUUUUUUCCCUCACCUACUGAUUGCAACAUGUGUCUAUAUAUAUAUAUAUGAAUAUAAACUUUGGAGUCCCAUUGCACCACCACAAAUUCCUUUGUUUUCUUCUUCCUCCUUUUCAAUUUUGUCAAUUAUUAUGGCUGCUGAAGCUCUUACAGAAGAUCAGGUCGCUGAUUUUCGUGAAGCCUUCUGUUUAAUCGACAAGGAUGCUGAUGGAUUCAUCACUGUGGAAGAGCUAGGGGCAGUAAUUCAGUCAUUGGAUGGACAUCCCACCAAGAAUGAAGUUAGAGAUAUGAUAAGUGAAGUUGAUGUCGAUAGUAACGGGACGAUAGAUUUUGAUGAGUUUCUAAAUGUCAUGGCAAGAAAAAUGAAGGACAAUGUUACUGAGGAGCUAAAAGAAGCCUUUAAAGUGUUUGAUAGAGACCAAGAUGGUUAUAUCUCAGCUUUUGAGUUGAGAAAUGUAAUGAUAAAUUUGGGAGAGAGAUUGACAGACGAUGAGGCUGAACAAAUGAUUCGAGAGGCCGAUUUGGAUGGCGAUGGCCGAGUGAGCUAUGAAGAGUUUGCCAGGAUAAUGACAAUCAGUUGAUUUCAUUUGUACAUUAUAGAUGAAACUUCAAAAUCCUAAGAAGAAUCUUUCAUUUAUGUUUAUUGGUACCAUUUGCCCUCACUGUAUAUUAGGAUACUAAAGUUAGAUUUAUAAUAAAGAGCAAAGAAAUGUGAUUUUUCCACCCUUUUCACUGUUUAUCUUCA